Molecule: messenger RNA, 1617 nt
Organism: Chrysochloris asiatica (Cape golden mole)
Lineage: Eukaryota; Metazoa; Chordata; Mammalia; Afrosoricida; Chrysochloridae
Gene: SLC1A4
Product: solute carrier family 1 (glutamate/neutral amino acid transporter), member 4
Exons: 8
Coding region: 5-1591 (528 amino acids)
Biological process (GO): L-serine transport; L-glutamate transmembrane transport
Cellular component (GO): plasma membrane
Molecular function (GO): symporter activity; L-threonine transmembrane transporter activity; L-serine transmembrane transporter activity
Source: RefSeq, a predicted model, not a curated record
CGCCAUGGAAAAAAGCAACGAGACCAACGGCUACCUAGACGGUGCCCAGGCGGGCCCCGGUGCGCCUGGGGAGGCUGCGGGACGCACGCGGGGCUUCGUGGGCUUUCUGCGGCGCCAAGCGCUCGUGCUUCUCACCGUGUCUGGGGUGUUGGCGGGCGCGGGACUGGGCAUGGCGCUGCGCGGGCUCCAACUCAGCCGAACGCAGAUCUCCUACCUGGCCUUCCCCGGCGAAAUGCUGCUCCGCAUGUUGCGCAUGAUCAUCCUGCCUCUGGUGGUCUGCAGCCUGGUGUCGGGCGCCGCCUCCCUGGACGCCAGCUCCCUCGGGCGUCUGGGAGGCAUCGCGGUCGCCUACUUUGGCCUCACUACCCUGGGCGCCUCGGCGCUCGCUGUCGUUUUGGCGUUUAUCAUCAAGCCGGGGUCCGGCGCGCAGACUCUUCAGGCCAGCAACCUGGGACUGGAUACGUCCGGGCCUCCUCCUAUCCCCAAAGAGACCGUGGACUCUUUCCUUGACCUCGUCAGAAACCUGUUCCCCUCAAAUCUAGUGGUUGCAGCUUUCCGAACGUAUGCAACCAAUUACACAGUGGUAAUCCACAACACAAGCUCUGGAAGUGGAAGCAUUGAAAAGAUCCCCAUUGAAGCUGAGAUCGAAGGGAUGAACAUCUUGGGAUUGGUCCUUUUUGCCCUGGUGUUAGGAGUGGCCCUGAAGAAACUGGGCUCUGAAGGAGAAGAGCUCAUCCGCUUCUUCAAUGCCUUCAAUGAGGCAACGAUGGUGCUGGUGUCCUGGAUUAUGUGGUAUGUGCCUGUGGGCAUCAUGUUCCUGGUUGGAAGCAAGAUUGUAGAAAUGAAGGACAUUGUCGUGCUGGUGACCAGCUUGGGCAAAUAUAUCUUUGCAUCCAUACUAGGACACUUAAUUCAUGGAAUCAUUGUUCUGCCACUUAUUUAUUUUGUUUUUACACGAAAAAACCCAUAUCACUUUCUGCUGGGCCUCCUCACACCAUUUGCCACAGCGUUUGCCACCUGUUCCAGCUCAGCAACCCUUCCUUCUAUGAUGAAGUGCAUUGAAGAAAACAAUGGCGUCGACAAGAGGAUCAGCAGGUUCAUCCUCCCCAUUGGGGCCACUGUGAACAUGGACGGUGCGGCCAUCUUCCAAUGCGUAGCUGCAGUCUUCAUCGCCCAGCUCAAUAACGUCCAACUGAACGCAGGGCAGAUCUUCACCAUCCUAGUGACGGCCACAGCAUCCAGUGUUGGGGCGGCAGGCGUGCCAGCUGGAGGGGUCCUCACCAUUGCCAUUAUCCUGGAGGCCAUUGGGCUGCCCACUAAUGAUCUCUCUCUCAUCCUGGCCGUGGACUGGAUUGUGGACCGUACCACCACCGUGGUGAAUGUGGAAGGGGAUGCCCUGGGUGCAGGUAUUCUCCAUCACCUGAAUCAGAAGGCCUUGAAGAAAGGAGAGCAGGAGCUAAUGGAGGUGAAAGUAGAAGCCAUCCCCAACAGCAAGUCUGAGGAAGAGACAUCCCCUCUGGUGACACAGAAGAAUCCCAUUGUUCCCGUGUCCAGUUCCUCAGAACUGGAAUCUAAGGAGUCAGUUCUGUGAUGAGGGAUGGGUACGGGCUUGCCAGC